AUGGCAAGCAACAAGUACUCUGCUGAGAGGACCAACACUGUUGGCUGUUUCUGCCGGACUGAGCGGAAAAAAAUUCAGAUUCCGAUACCGGAGAUGAUAGAGGCCUAUAACCAAAAUAUGGGUGGAGUUGACCUUUUAGACAAUAUGGUCGCCUGCUACAGAGUCCCCUACCGAAAGAAGAAAUGGUGGUUCAACAUAUACGUUUGGAGUCUCAGCAUCAGUGCUGUGAACGCCUGGAGACUUCGUAAUCGGAUUACUGGCAACAAAGAGCCCUACCUCAACUUCCUGCAAGAGCUGGUGAUCCAGAUGUUCAGCAAGUACGGCACCAUGCCCCAAAGAACACGGUUCAGCUCAGGCCCCACCAAUGGGUUAAGGUAUGACGGCCUCAACCACUGGAUAGUGUCCACUGAGUCUAACAGUCAGGGGAAGUCCAGUAGGAGGAACUGCAAGCACUGCACAAAUGAGGGGAAGCGGGAUAGCAAGACACUCCUCAAGUGCGAGAAGUGCAUGGUCCCAUUGCAUCAGCACUACUUCAAGGAUUACCACAUGAAUUAAAAUGAUUCUUAUAUUCUUAUAUGUAUAACAAUCGAGCUUAUUUUAAGACUGUGCCUUCAAAGAUCUCAAGAGUAAAUCCAGCUUAUUUUUAAACUGUGCUUCUCAAGAGUGUAAAUCUAGUGUGAAUCUUGUCAGAUUGAUUUUGUUUUUAACCUUCCAAAGAUCUCUAGAGUAAAUCGAGCUUAUUUUUAAACUGUGCCUUCCAAAGAUCUGAAAGUAAAUAGAGCUUAUUUUUAAACUGUGCUUCCCAAGAGUGUAAAUCUAGCGUGAAUCUUGUCAUAUUGAUUUUGUUCUCUUUUUUUGAAUAUCUUAUUUCCUUAUGAAUAAAUAUUUUUUUCUGGAUUUUU
Molecule: messenger RNA, 902 nt
Organism: Eurytemora carolleeae
Lineage: Eukaryota; Metazoa; Arthropoda; Copepoda; Calanoida; Temoridae
Product: piggyBac transposable element-derived protein 3
Exons: 3
Coding region: 1-555 (184 amino acids)
Source: RefSeq, a predicted model, not a curated record